Molecule: messenger RNA, 551 nt
Organism: Metopolophium dirhodum (rose-grain aphid)
Lineage: Eukaryota; Metazoa; Arthropoda; Insecta; Hemiptera; Aphididae
Gene: Rpb12
Product: DNA-directed RNA polymerases I, II, and III subunit RPABC4
Exons: 3
Coding region: 147-326 (59 amino acids)
Biological process (GO): DNA-templated transcription
Cellular component (GO): RNA polymerase I complex; RNA polymerase II, core complex; RNA polymerase III complex
Molecular function (GO): DNA-directed RNA polymerase activity; DNA binding; zinc ion binding
Source: RefSeq, a predicted model, not a curated record
AAGUGAUAACGGUGGUCGGCGUCCGCGGCGGCUGUCUACACUCGCGGCAAAUGGCAAUGCAUUUGUGAAGAUCAAUUAUCGUAAUAUUAUUGUUUAAAUACAAUAGUUGUCCGUUGUACAACCGUAGACGUAAUCCGUCUUACACGAUGAUUACCGAAGCUGAAACGCCAGACGAUGCCCCGAAAAAAGCGCUCAUUUACAUUUGUGGUGCGUGCCAAGCUGAAAACGAAAUGAAACCCAAAGACCCGAUCCGAUGCAGGGAGUGUGGUUACCGAAUCAUGUACAAGAAACGAACAAAAAGAUUGGUUGUUUUCAACGCUCGAUGAACUAUUUCCAACAAUAUGAAGUGUACAGAAACAACAAUUGCAAGAUACUACCAACAAUUUUAUUUAUUAAAUUGUGUGUUUUAAUUUUGUUGUAUGAAAAUUAUAAGUGUUAAGUUCCAUAAUAUAAUAUCAUGUAUUGAUUUUCUUAAAUAGUGUCAUUUUUAAAUCAAAUAUACUUUAAGGAAUAAGUAAGUCUUGAAUAAAGGAGAACCUUAUCAGAAUAAA